GUCCUUCCCACCUUGCGAUUCUAUUACCAACACUCUCGCUUCUAUCCUACAACCUCCUUUCAACGAGAACUGUAUUGAUCAAAUUCGAGCGUCUUGUGCAAGACAGUCGCUUCACUCGUUUUUCGCAUGUUAUUGUCUUUGCUGUAAAGCUCUUCUAGCUAAUACACGACACUCUUUGUUCUCUCUUCACGCUCCUUUCAAUGCCUCCCAGGAAAGCUAAAGCUUCUGGCGCCGGCAAGUCGCGGCCGAGUGACGUUCAAGCUGGUGAUCCUGUUCCCGUUCGCGCAAAGCGUCGAUAUCGUCCUGGCACUGUCGCUCUCCGCGAAAUUCGACAAUACCAAAGUGGCACAAAAUUGCUCCUCCGAAAGCUCCCAUUUGCACGCCUUGUUCGAGAAAUCGCAUUGACGAUGCGCCCACGAGACGAGGGCUUGCGCUGGCAGAGCCAAGCCAUCAUGGCUCUCCAAGAAGCUGCUGAAGCCUACAUGGUGCAUCUAUUUGAAGAUACCAACCUAUGCGCAAUCCACGCCAAGCGUGUCACAAUCAUGCAGAAGGACAUUCAACUAGCAAGGAGGAUACGCGGUAUCUGGGGUGGUUUGGGUUAGAGACUGGAUUUGUGGAAACAAAAUGUGAAAAACUAAAAAAGAGUCAAGGAUCUGGAUGGGUACUCACGAGACUUUGGUUUGGGACUAUGGAUGGCGUCGGGGCGCUUCGAGAUAUACCUGCUGGCCUUUUGUGUUGGCUGAUUUACUUUGCUUUCUUCCUUCCUACUUUGAGAGUUUCAUUGGCUUCGAUACACGAAGCUGGGAGAAAAGGCUUUUUCUGUAAAUGUAAUAUUUGCGGUCAAUCAAU
Messenger RNA from Fusarium redolens, 849 nucleotides. Its product is annotated as histone-fold-containing protein. Gene Ontology annotation, molecular function: structural constituent of chromatin; protein heterodimerization activity; DNA binding. NCBI's taxonomy places the organism in Eukaryota, Fungi, Ascomycota, Sordariomycetes, Hypocreales, Nectriaceae. Gene Ontology annotation, cellular component: nucleosome. Bases 201 to 602 code for a protein of 133 amino acids. The record is from RefSeq and is a predicted model, not a curated record. The transcript has 3 exons.